Molecule: messenger RNA, 1569 nt
Organism: Stylonychia lemnae
Lineage: Eukaryota; Ciliophora; Spirotrichea; Sporadotrichida; Oxytrichidae
Source: the annotation of a GenBank genome assembly
AUGUUGAAUAAUCAAGAGUUGCAAUCACUCUAAGAUGUGCUCUCAAUGGAGCAAUCCAAGACUUUUGAGUAGUGCCUUCAGCAAUUCCAGAAAUUCAACAAGGCUGAGCAGUUCAGAGCAUGCUGUACACUCUGCUAACUUCUUGAAAACAAUCUUUUGUCGAAGAGUUAGAGAAUAAUUGCAUUCUACAUUUUGUAUCAAUUAUAUCGACAUGAAAAUGUUAAGUCAACUCCAUUUGAGGCAGUAGUUAUGAGUUCACUAUAGACUUGUGUCUAGCAUAUAAACAUGUCAACUAAUCAAGUAGGAGAGGAUAACUAGUACAAGGCGGAAUUCAAAUUACUUACUGAUUUCUUAGUCUCAGUACCAAAGAUGAGCAAAUAACAAGUUGGUCAAUAUAUUCAAGACAUUGAAAACAAUAAAGACCCUCUUGAACUUCCAAUUCCAGACCUAAAAGAGUAUAUUAACAUGUUUCAGUAGAAUAUGCCAAAAAUUAAUGGGAUGAAAGCUCACUCAUUAACUGGGAUAUUAAGGGAUUAGGAUGACUAAGAGGAGCAAUGUCCUCCAGAGACUGGUAUACCUUUUGAUCAGAUUGGGGAAGAUGAACUUAUGCCACACUAUUUCCCUCCUAACAUUUUAAGACCCCUACCAAUAGAAGAGUCUGACCCACUAGAUGAUAUGGAGGACUUUUACUACAAUCAGAUGAGAUAACUCCUUAACAAUGCAAUCAGAAUGAAUCUUAACACAGAAGAAUAAAACAAGCUUAUCAAGGGUAUUAAAACUGAUCCAGAACUCGUAUUUCAUAUUGGUAUGAGUCCACAGAAAUUGCCAUCCUUGAUCUUUAACAAUCAAAAUAUUGCCUACGAACUUCUAAUCUGUAUGACGAAUACAGUGUAAAUUGUUAAGUACUAUGAUGCUUUGUCAACUAUGAAGCUUAGCCCAAAUACCCUCGAAGUAUUUAAUCGCCUAUCAAAUGUUGUAGAACUUCCACAGGAGUUCAUUUAGGUGUUUUUAAAGAAUUGCAUGAACCAAUGUAUUAAUAGCAUUGAUACCAAAGUCAACAAAAAUAGAAUGGUCCGUCUUGUUUGUGUUUUCCUUCUUCAAGUUCAAAAGACUAAGUUGAUUAGUUUGCAAGAAGUUAACUUAGAUGUUCAGAAAUUUUGUUUGGAAUUUGCGAAUAUCAAGGAGUCUAACACUUUGCUGAAAACUUUACAAUCAUUCACAUAAAUGGGUAGAUUAAGAAGAAAGAAUAACGUUGCUAAGCACAAAGAAGUAAAGAAGGCAAGAAGAACUAGACACUACAAACGUGAUCUUGACUAGAUCGUAUUCGAGGAUUUAAUCGAAUCAAAUGCUGCAAAGCUAUUAAAUUAGGAAUUUAAUGAGGAUUUGCCAGGAUUGGGUCAACAUUACUGCCUUACUUGUGCUAGAUAUUUAAUCAAUGAGAAGGCGAUGGCCGAGCAUCUAAAGACUAAAGAACAUAAAAAGAGAUUUAGAAUAGUAAAAACUGAGAAACCAUAUACUCAAGAAGAGGCAGAAAGAGCUGGUGGAUUAAUGCCAGCCAAAAAGAAAUGA